CAAAGAGAGCCUACUGUGAAAAUGGAGAACUUCUGGAAAAUUCCAGUUUUCUUCCUUGUAUGCAGUUUUCUGGGACCCUGGGUAUCUGCAACUCCUAAGCGUCGUCCAAGAUUUCCUGCCAAUUCCAUUUCUAAUGGUGGAAGUGAACUGUGUCCCAAGAUCAGGAUGGGCCAGGAUGACUUGCCAGGCUUUGACCUGAUUUCUCAGUUCCAAAUUGAGAAGGCUGCAUCCCGAAGGACUAUCCAGAGGGUGGUGGGAUCCACAGCAUUACAAGUGGCUUACAAGCUGGGAAGUAAUGUAGACUUCAGGAUUCCAACAAGGCAUUUGUAUCCCAGUGGACUGCCUGAAGAAUAUUCCUUUUUAACUACUUUCCGGAUGACUGGCAGCACACUUGAAAAGCACUGGAACAUUUGGCAGAUCCAGGAUUCUUCAGGGAGGGAGCAAGUUGGCGUGAAGAUAAAUGGCCAAACAAAGUCUGUCGCAUUUUCAUACAAGGGACUGGAUGGGAGUCUUCAAAUGGCAGACUUCUUGAAUUUGCAAUCCUUGUUUGACUCCCGGUGGCAUAAGCUCAUGAUUGGCGUGGAAAGAACAAGCGCCACUCUUUUUAUUGACUGCAUCAGGAUCGAAUCCUUACCUAUAAAGCCGAGAGGCCAGAUUGAUGCUGAUGGUUUUGCUGUGCUGGGAAAACUUGUGGACAAUCCUGAGGUUUCUGUUCCCUUUGAACUCCAAUGGAUGCUGAUCCACUGUGACCCCCUGAGACCAAGGAGAGAAACGUGUCACGAGCUGCCAGUCAGAAUCACACCAUCACGAACCACGGAAGAGAGAGGUCCUCCGGGUGAGCAGGGGCCUCCAGGGCCUCCCGGGCCUCCUGGAGUUCCGGGCAUAGAUGGCAUUGAUGGUGACCGAGGUCCAAAAGGUCCCCCCGGACCUCCGGGUCCUCCUGGAGACCCCGGCAAGCCAGGAGCACCAGGCAAGCCAGGCACACCAGGAGCUGAUGGAUUAACAGGACCUGAUGGGUCCCCUGGCUCCGUUGGACCAAGGGGACAAAAAGGAGAACCUGGCGUGCCUGGGUCUCGUGGAUUUCCAGGCCGUGGUAUUCCAGGACCCCCUGGUCCUCCUGGGACCACAGGACUUCCUGGAGAACUUGGCCGUGUAGGCCCUAUUGGUGACCCUGGGAAAAGAGGACCACCUGGCCCCCCUGGACCCCCAGGACCUAGUGGAACAAUUGGAUUUCAUGAUGGAGACCCAUUGUGCCCCAAUUCCUGCCCACCGGGUCGCUCAGGAUAUCCGGGCCUACCAGGCAUGAGGGGCCAUAAAGGGGCGAAAGGAGAAGUUGGCGAGCCGGGAAGACAAGGACACAAGGGUGAAGAAGGUGACCAGGGGGAACUGGGAGAAGUUGGCGCUCAAGGACCUCCAGGAGCUCAAGGUCUCAGAGGCAUCACUGGCAUAGUUGGCGACAAAGGAGAAAAAGGUGCACGGGGAUUUGAUGGAGAGCCUGGACCUCAGGGCAUUCCGGGUGCUGCUGGCGAUCAAGGACAGCGGGGACCUCCAGGAGAAACGGGUCCUAAGGGAGACAGAGGCAAUCAAGGUUCCCGAGGAAUUCCUGGAUCCCCGGGGCCAAAAGGAGACACGGGCUUGCCAGGCGUAGAUGGUCGAGACGGAAUACCAGGAAUGCCCGGGACAAAGGGUGAAGCAGGAAAGACUGGACCUCCAGGGGACGUGGGAUUGCAGGGUUUACCAGGCGUGCCUGGAAUCCCUGGUGCAAAAGGUGUUGCCGGUGAAAAGGGUAACACGGGCGCUCCGGGAAAGCCUGGACAGUUGGGAAGUUCAGGAAAACCAGGCCAACAAGGGCCUCCAGGGGAGGUUGGACCUCGGGGACCCAGGGGCCUUCCAGGCAGUAGAGGCCCAGUAGGACCAGAAGGGUCUCCAGGAAUACCAGGGAAACUGGGAUCUGUGGGCAGCCCUGGCCUUCCUGGCUUGCCUGGGCCCCCUGGGCUUCCUGGAAUGAAAGGAGACAGGGGUGUAUUCGGUGAGCCAGGUCCCAAGGGUGAACAGGGUGCCUCUGGUGAAGAAGGUGAAGCAGGAGCAAGGGGUGAUCUUGGAGAUAUGGGAGAACCUGGCCCAAAGGGAUCUGUGGGUAACCCCGGGGAGCCCGGCCUGAGGGGGCCUGAAGGAAUCAGAGGGCUUCCUGGAGUGGAAGGACCGAUAGGACCACCUGGACCCCGGGGUGUGCAGGGAGAGCAGGGUGCUACUGGACUGCCUGGUAUCCAGGGCCCUCCGGGCAGAGCACCGACGGACCAGCACAUCAAGCAGGUUUGCAUGAGAGUCGUGCAAGAGCAUUUUGCAGAAAUGGCAGCUAGCCUCAAGAGACCAGAUGUGGGGGCCUCUGGUCUUCCUGGGAGACCUGGUCCCCCUGGGCCUCCGGGCCCUCCUGGAGAGAACGGUUUUCCUGGUCAGAUGGGAAUCCGUGGCCUCCCAGGCAUUAAGGGUCCCCCUGGUGCUCUUGGCUUAAGAGGACCUAAAGGUGACUUGGGAGAAAAGGGAGAACGUGGCCCUCCAGGAAGAGGUCCUAAGGGUUUGCCUGGAGCGAUAGGUCUCCCGGGUGACCCAGGCCCUGCCAGCUAUGGGAAAAAUGGCCGAGAUGGAGAGCAAGGUCCCCCGGGAGUGGCAGGAAUUCCUGGAGUGCCUGGACCCCCGGGUCCUCCAGGCCCUCCUGGAUUCUGUGAGCCAGCCUCUUGCACCCUGCAGGCUGGUCAAAGAGCAUUUAGCAAAGGACCUGACAAGUGA
Messenger RNA from Apodemus sylvaticus (European woodmouse), 2787 nucleotides. It is a transcript of the gene Col9a1, whose product is annotated as collagen type IX alpha 1 chain. The transcript has 39 exons. The coding region runs from base 22 to 2787 and encodes 921 amino acids. NCBI's taxonomy places the organism in Eukaryota, Metazoa, Chordata, Mammalia, Rodentia, Muridae. The record is from RefSeq and is a predicted model, not a curated record.